Argiope bruennichi is the source of this 9734-nucleotide messenger RNA. It is a transcript of the gene jbug, whose product is annotated as filamin-A-like. The transcript has 51 exons. The record is from RefSeq and is a predicted model, not a curated record. Gene Ontology annotation, molecular function: actin filament binding. Gene Ontology annotation, biological process: actin cytoskeleton organization. The coding region runs from base 319 to 8826 and encodes 2835 amino acids. Lineage: Eukaryota; Metazoa; Arthropoda; Arachnida; Araneae; Araneidae.
UAAACGUGUCUGUCAAAUUCCGCGGCUUCUCUGUAUAUCUGAAACUGUUUUGUUUUCGAGUUGGGAAUGGAACGUUUCAGAAGUCCUUUAGCGGAUACAGAUCGAAUAUGCAUUCAUGCGGUUUUGUAGUUGAAACUUAAUGUGGAUAUUUCUAUCAAAUAUAUGUGUGUUAGAAAGUAUAAUUAAUCGAAGAUAUAUAUGAUUGAAUCAAAUAUCACUUCUACGGCGUGCAAGGUCAUACUUAGAACAGGUUUCUCUGCUUGUUAGAGGAUGAAAAAAGCAUGAAAAGUAAAUAAAUACGAAUCAUUUUUGAGAAAAAUGGAACCUGAAGAAUUUGGAGAUGUAGGUUUUACUAACGUUGGUUUAAAAGCUCGAUCACCUGAAGGACAUGCAGCCAGAGCUAUGCAUAUCAAAGGGGAUGAGUAUAUUUGGGUGGAAAUACAAGAAAAGACGUUCAAAAAUUGGGUGAAUGAACAAAUCCGACCUUUAGGUAUGUCCAUAACGAAUUUAGCAACAGAUUUUAGUGACGGGCUGAGGCUUAUUGCAUUAAUUGAAGUUUUACAGAAAAGAAAAUUGAAGAAAAUAAGAAAGCCUUUAAAUCAACACCAGUGUCUGGAAAAUGUGCAAACUGCUCUUCAGGCUAUGGCAUCAGAUAAUAUUAAAUUAGUCAAUAUAGGAAAUACGGAUAUUGUGGAAGGAAAUUUGAAACUCAUUCUUGGCCUCAUUUGGUCUCUCAUUUUGAGGUACCAAAUCGGCAGGACAAACUUCCCUCCCAAGAAGCUGAUGCUGUCAUGGCUCCAAGCCGCUCUUCCAGAUCUUCACAUCGCAAACUUUACUUCGGAUUGGAACAGUGGAGUUGCCUUGAGUGCUCUGCUGGAUUUCUGUAGGCCUGGGUUGUUUCCUCACUGGAAAUCUUUAAGCAUAAAGAAUAGUGUAGAAAAUUGUCGGACUGCCAUGCACUUGGCCCGGGACGAAUUCAAUGUGCCGAUGAUUCUGACGCCGGAAGACCUAGCGAGUCACAACCUAGACGAAUUGUCCGGAAUGACCUACCUCUCAUACUUUAUGAAAGACGACAGUCCCGGCUACAGGGCAACGCUUAGCUGGGUGCAGAAGCAGUUGCCACAAUUUAAUAUUCAGAAUUUCACGACUGAUUGGAAUGAUGGACUUGCAUUAUGUGCUUUAGUGAAAGCAUAUGGUGCCAGUGUCCCGGAUUACACAGAACUGAAAAAAGACAGAUCCUUUUGGGAGCAGAAUAUCCAGCAUGGUAUAAUUGGUGGUGAAAGCCUCGGGGUUCGUCCACUUCUGAAACCUAAAGAGUUAUCUGACCCGGAGGUGGAACAUUUGGGUGUCAUGGCAUAUAUCGCGCGUUUUCAGUGGGUCAAGCCUAUUAAAAGACCCCAAGAUAAAAUCAGCAUUUCUGGAAUAAAUUUAAACAAUGUCCACAUCAACAAACCAGCUAAAUUUCGGAUAAACUUUAUGGACAACAACAUCGAGGAAAAGAAAAUUAGAGUGGAAGUUCGUUAUGAAAACAAAAAGUCUGAUUGCCAGCUAUCUUUCACAAAAAGCAGUGGCACGGGAUCGUUUGUAUCAACAAAUGUUGGAAUGCAUGAGCUAAUAGCCUUUUAUGAAGAUCAAAUGAUUACUGGUUGUCCUAUUCAUGUUAAAGUCCAUCCAGAUAUAUCUAAAAUUCUGUAUUCUGGAAUUGAUCCUUGUGCAUUAGGCUCAGUUGUUGAAGUUCUGAUCAAUUCUAAUGGCGUUGAGGGUGGCAAUGUUUUUGUUGAAGCUCAGUCACCGUCCGGAAAACUGAGGAAAUGUGUAGUGGCUGAAAAUGAAGGCGUGUAUACUGCUACAUUUACUCCGGAUGAAAUAGGUGAAUGGAAGAUUAUUGUGACAUAUGCUGGUGAACACAUUCAUGGUAGUCCAUUUACAUGUUAUGUUUAUGACCCAGCAAAAGUGAAGGUGCAAGGAUUAAGUUCUGUAGUAAAAGGAAAAGAAAAGACGCUUGUGAUCGAUGCCAGUUUAUCUGGAUGGGGAGAGAUGAAAGCAGAUUUGUUACACAAUUCAGUCCCUGUUCCCUUUUCUAUCGAUGAACAAGGAAAUGGUAUUUACAAAUUGAUAUUCCAACCAACAUCUUCUGGGAAAUAUCAUCUCAAUGUCACAUUCAAUUCUAUAAAUGUAAAAGGGUCUCCGUUUAGUUUUAGAGUUGUUGAAACUGAUGAAGAAUUAAAGGGAGGUACAUUUGAAAAUCGUGUUGAAGAUAAUAAAAUGAAGAAGGAAAAAACUCUGCCGUUGAAAGAAGUACAAAGAAAUCACAUUUCCUUAGAUGGGUCUGUGUCUACAAAAUUGGCUGAAACUAGUUCUUACAUUAAAAACAUGGAAAAUGUUACCAAACAUUCGACUGGCAAUCUUCUUUCUAGCAGAGAAAAUAUUCACCAGUCUUUAAACACAGCAGAAGUGUCUUCUGUUAACAAAGUUACUUCAUCGAGUCAGGAAAAUUUAAGUUUCCAUCAGCGUGCAGAACUAGUAAGUAGUAAAUUAAUGGCUCACAAAGAAAAUGUUAAAACUUCGAAAGCACCUGCUCCUCCAACACCGAAGAAACCUGUUGCUGCUGAUCCUUCUUCAAAUUUCAAAUCUAAAGAGAGUGAUGUGUUCACGCAGUUGAGUAAAUCAAGCCAUGAAAAGUUUCAAUUUUCUGAACAGCAUUCUUCGUCCCAGCAAACUGGUUUACAUAAAAUAUUGUCUAGUAGCAGUGACAGUUUGGGUGCUAAGCCUAAAAUGCAUACAAAGAAGAACAGAGAUAAUGAAGGCUUUAACCCUAGUAUGGGUGAUUAUGGUUAUGCUUCUUUAUCUGGAAAACAUAAGAAAGAUCUUAUAGAUGUUUCUCAAAUCAUCGCCGAAGGGGAAGGCUUAAAGUUGGUGCCUGUAAAGCAACCUACAACAUUUUCAUUGCAGGCUCCGUGGCUAAAGCAAGAUGAUAUUCAAGUUACAGUAACAGCACCUUCUGGUAGAGAAAUACCAUUUAGGUUGGAAUUUGUGAAUCAUGGCAAAUAUCGAGUCGAAUAUAUCACACCUGAGGUGGGAGAGCAUUCUAUUGAAAUAAGUGUUGCUGGCAAGCGUCUUCCUGGAAGCCCUUAUCAAUGUUUUGCAUACGAUUCAUCUCAAAUCAAAGUUGGAAAAAUUCCUAAUGGGACCAUUGGUAAACCAGUUGAAUUUGAAAUUAAUGGAGCUGAAGCAGGAUCUGGCAAUUUAGAAAUUUUAGUUAAUGGAGGCCAUGUAACCAGCAAUGUAAAAAGUCUUGGAAAUCAUUGUUUCUUGGCUUCUUUCAUCCCCCACACAGCCACAACACAUACUAUUGAAAUGAAAUUCAAUGGCCAUCAUGUGCCUGGAUCUCCUUGGAAAUGUGAAGUCAGUGAGUUGGGUAAAAAGUUAUCUGCAAGAGGUGAAGCUUUAAAAUCCUUUAGCACUCGACAACCUGCUAGUUUCGAGGUUUUUGCUCCUGGUCAUUCCAAAGAAAGCAUCAAGGUCAAUGUGUGUGGGCCCACAAAGAACCCAAUCCAGCCUAAGAUGACUGAACAAAGUGGAGGCGUUUUCCGUGUCGAAUUUAAUGCUUUUGAAGUUGGAACUUACUCUGUUGAUGUAAUUGUUGAUGGUCAUCCUUUGCCUGGAAGUCCUUUCAUGACAAAGGCUUAUUCUUCUGCUCAAAUCCAUGUUUUAGAUGUCCCUCAGACAUGUGUUGUGGGGCACAAUUGCCAGUUUCAAGUGGAUGCUUCUCAGGCUGGUGAAGGUCAACUGGAAAUAUCAGUUAAUGAUGGCAAAGUUCCAAAUCAAGUCCAGGUUCUUGGAAAUGGGCGUUGCUUGGUGAGCUUUCGACCUGAAGCAAGUGGACCACAUACCAUUGAUAUUCGAUUCAAUGGAGAAAAUGUUCCUGGUUGUCCUUUAGUGGUUGAAGCUACUGAUUCUUCAUUCUCAGUUGAGGUAUCAAGCCAGGAUCUUGUUCCUAUCAAUAGAGUGGCCCAUUUCAACAUUAAUAUCCAGGGAGCUAGAGAAGCUGAUCUGAAAGUUACAAUAACCUCUCCUAGUGGAGGAAAAAUUCCCGUGAAACUCUUUGCUGAUGCUAAGAGUGGUUUCAUUGGCGAAUUUUUACCAAAAGAAGUGGGUCCUCACUUACUUUUCAUUGAGUAUGGUGGAAGGAAGGAUAUCAGUUCACCCUAUACAAUAAAAGUGUAUGAUGCAUUGCAGGUUAAAAUAAGCAGAAUAACUGAUGGUAUAUUAGGAAAAACAUAUCAAUUUACAGUGGAUGCUAGUCAUGCUGGUGAAGGGAACCUUGAAAUUACUGUGAGUGGCCUUGGAAGGAACAUCCCAACACAAGUGCAUCCUUUGGGAAGUGCCAAGUUUGCUGUUUCUUUUGUGCCUUCUGAAUUGGCAGACCACUUCAUCAGCAUAUCAUUUAACAAAGAGCCUGUACCAGGUAGCCCAUUUAAAGUAAAGUUGACAGAUUCUCCAAGCAAAGUGUCUGUAUCUGGAUCUAAUUUAAUUGCUGCUCCAGUUAAUGAAACAACUAGUUUUCUUGUGCAUGGUUUAUCAGCUGAAAAUCAAAAUUACUCCAUAGAUAUAGAAGGUCCAGAUGGGAAUAAAAUUCCUUACAAAAUAAAGGAAUUAUCUGAUAAUGCAUUGAAAGUAGAAUUCAGUCCUCAAAAGACUGGUGAUUAUAAAACUCAUAUCCUUGUUAAUGGAAAUCCUUUGAGUGAAAGCCCUUUUGUAACUAAAGUUUAUGAUGUGAAACAAAUUAAAGUGAAAGAAAUUCCUAAAGGAUUAGUAGGAAAACCAGUUACUUUUAUAGUGGAGACAUCUAAUGCUGGUCCGGGUAAUUUGGAAGUGGCUGUGAAUAAGGGACAGGUUGCUACUGUCCCCCAAGCACAAAGCCCUACUCAGUAUGCAAUUUCCUUUACACCUCAAGAGGCUAAACGUCACAUAAUUGAUUUAAAAUUCAAUGGUGAAACUGUUCCUGGAAGUCCAUUUGAAUGUCAUGUUGUUGAUUCAUCCAAAGUAAGGGUCAAAGGGGAUGGUAUAGAAAGAGUUCCUGUAAAUCGCCCUGCUCAAUUUAUCAUUGAUACAGGCGGAGUUGAUAUUGGAGAAAUUCAUGCAACUGUAAUUGGUCCAAAUCAAUUGCCAUUGAAAUGUUUUAUACAUGGAAAUUAUCAAAGUGGCUAUAGAAUUGAAUAUACGCCUGUGGAUGUUGGUGAUCACGCUGUUGAUGUUAGGAUUGAUGGCCAACCAGUUGCUUCUAGCCCUUAUCUUGUUAAAGUGUAUGAUGCAUCUAGAGUCAAAGUAACAGAUAUCGUAUCUGGUGUAGUUGGAAAACCUGUUUAUUUCAACAUUGAUGCAAGCCAAGCAGGUGCUGGAAAUCUAGAAAUUAUUGUAUCAGUAGGUGGUCGGAAUGUUCCAAAUUAUGUUCAAUCAGAAGGAAAUGCCAGAUUUCGAGUUAAUUUCAAACCUACUGAAGCUCAAACUCACACAUUAAGUGUUAAAUUUAAUGGCGAACCUGUACCAGGAAGUCCAUGUUAUGUAAAAGUAACAGACAGCAGCCAAUCAGUUGUGACAGGAUCAUCGUUAAGAAUGACAUCAUUACAACAAGGAGCUCAUUUUACUGUUGACACCAGGAAUUUUGAAAAUGGAGUCUGCAAAGUUGUUGUUACAGGGCCAGCUACCAAGCAUGUGCCUGUGACUGUGAAAAAAACAUCUAGCACUACUUUUGAUGUCAGCUUCAAGCCCCAGGAAGUUGGUCCUCAUCAGGUUCUAGUUACUUUAGAUGAUACACCAUUGCCUGGAAGCCCAUUUCUUUGCAAUGUGUAUGAUGUUUCAAAAGUGAAAGUUUCUAAGCUAGUUCCUGGAAUUGUUGGCAAACCGUGCACAUUUCAAGUGGAUGCAUCCCAUGCAGGGGAAGGAACUUUAGAACUUGUUGUAACUACACGAAAGUCUUCUGUAAGAGCAGAGGUAUCAAUGAAAAGUCGUGGACUAUAUGAUGUAACAUUUGUUCCUCAAGACAAAAUAUCUCAUUAUGUGAACAUUACAUUCAAUGAAGAAGAUGUACCAGGAAGCCCUUUCAAAAUUGAGGUGCAUUCUCCUACAUCUGGGAAAGGGCUGAUAGCCAAUGGAGAAGGCCUGAAGCAGGGUUUGGUUGGAUCUACAAAUAUCUUUGACAUUGAAACUAAUGGAAUUGAAGGAAAUGUUGAAGUUAGAGUUACAGGACCCAAUGGUUCCUUUAUACCAGCAUCAAUUCACAGUGUGAAACAAGAUACAUUCCGAGUUGAGUACCAACCCAAUGAAAUAGGGACUUAUAAAGUUGAAGUUCUGCAUCAAGGAAACAUGAUAUCCAGCAAACCCUUCUUGGUGGAAGUAUGUGAUCCAAGCAGGGUAAAAGUCAUGGAUGUUGAAGAUGGAAUCAUUGGAAGGGAACAAACAUUUAAAGUUGAUGCCUCACGAGCAGGCAGGGGCAAUUUGAAUGUCUCCAUUACUGCAUCCAAUAGAGAUGUAAAAUACAGUUUGCAAGAAAUGAGUUCGGGAAUAUAUCAAGUGACUUAUGUACCCCAUUCUGACCACCCACAUAAGAUAGAUGUUUAUUAUAAUGGACAUCAAGCACCAGGUUGCCCACAGAUUGUGGAAAUAAGAGAUCCAAGUCACUCAAUUAUAGCUCAUGGUUCUGGCUUGAAAGCCACACAGUGUGGGAAGACAGCUUCCUUUUUCAUUGAAACUGGAGGAUUUGGAGAAGCCAAAGACUUUGAUAUCAUUGUCAUUUCUCCUGGUGGUUCACCUCUGCCAGUGAAAUGCUAUCAACAAAAAGAUGGUAGUUUGUUAGCAGAGUGGCCUGCUCAGCAAGCAGGAAAUCACAAGAUCGAAAUUCUAUAUGCUGGGAAGCCUAUUGCUGGAUCUCCAUUCUCUUGCCAAGUAUUUGAUGCUGCUCAAGUUACUUUACAGAAAAUCAAAACUACAACUUUUGCAGUUGGAGAAAAUAUAUCAUUCACUUUAAAUCGCAAAGAUGCUGGGUAUGCUGAACUUGAUGUAACUGUCACAAGUCCAUUGGGUAGACAUCUUCCUAUUGAAGUGAAAGGAACUUCUGAUGGUGAAGGUGAACUUAUUGAAUUUACCCCCACGGUUCCUGGAAAAUACAAAAUUGCCAUAACUUAUGGAAGUAUUGAAGUGCCAGGUAGUCCAAUUACUUUCAUUGCACAAGACAGUGGUGUACCAAAAGUUGAAGGUCCUGGUCUCACUGUUGCACAAAUUGAGUGUCCAGCUACUUUUAAGAUUCUUGCUAAAGGUCUCUGGGGUCACCCAAGUGUUAUUGUUGAUGGGCCUGAAACAGAAGCUGAAGUGUCUAUUGAGGAAGAAGAGGAAGGUAUUUAUUCAGUUUGUUACAUUCCAUUGGAGAUUGGUCUCUUUGACGUCAAAAUCUCAUGGAAUAACAAAGAAAUUCCAGGAAGUCCUUAUCAUCCAAGAGUUGUAAACGCCAAUAAAAUGCGUGUCAUUGGUGGCUUAGAAAAUCUUCUUGAUGAGCAGAAUCAUAUCCAACUUACUGUUGGGCAAGAAAAAAGAAUUCCUUUUGAUGUCUCUGAAGCGGGGCCAGGCAAACCAAAAGCUGAAAUCCGAUCACCAUCUGGUAAAAUUCUUCCCUCACGGUUUGAUCAAACUGGAAAUCAUAGGUAUCAUCUUCAUUUCACACCAAAGGAAAGAGGUGAACAUCAAAUCUAUGUGUAUUUUGCUGAUUUGCCUCUUCCACAAUCUCCAUUUUUGGCUCACUCUGAAGAACCAGGUCCUGUACCAGAUCACACGAGAGUGGUUUUGAGGGGUCAUGGAUUAACCGGAGCUAAAGUGGGAGAAGAAGCUGAGUUUACCAUUGAUGGAUCAGAAGCUGGUCCGGGUUCGCCUGAAGUUACUCUUGGUGGAGUUAAAGCUGACAUUCCAGUUCAAAUUAUUCCAAUUGAAAAUAAUGUAUAUAAAGUGGUCUACAUGCCUACCGUUCCUGGUGCCUACUUAUUGAAUGUCAUGUGGUCAGAGCGACAAGUGAAGGGAUGCCCUCUGAAAGUGAAUGUAUCUGCAUCAUGUGAUGCUCAGAAGGUUGCUUGUUCAGGAGAUGGCCUUCGUGGGGGAACUGUUGGCAAAGAAAUCAAAGCUUUUAUUGAUACAAGGAAGGCUGGUCCAGGUGAAUUGACAGCACAUUGCAUGGGUCCACAUAAAGUUGCUUAUUGUGAAUUGGUCGAUCAUAGAGAUGGUACUUUUACUUUAUAUUUAAAACCUCAAGAAGGUGGAAGACACGUUCUUACAGUUAAAUAUGGUGGAGAGCAUGUUCCUGGGAGUCCUUUUACAUUGAGAGUUGCUGGUGCUCCAGAUGCAUCGAAAGUGCGAGUCUAUGGCCCUGGAAUUGAGCCUGGUGUCUUAGCCACCUAUCAAAGUCGAUUUAUUUGUGACACAAGAGGUGCUGGUGCAGGACAACUGACAGUUCGUAUUAGAGGGCCUAAAGGUGCAUUUCGAGUGGAAAUGCAGCGUGAAAGCCAAAAAGACCGAACUAUUCUUUGCAAAUAUGAUCCAACAGAACCUGGAAAUUACAGGCUAGAAAUUAAAUGGUCUGGAGAUCACGUGCCCGGCUCACCGUUCAAUGUCAUGAUUUUUGAUACGCAAGAAGAGCUCAAUCAUUACUUGCAAGGCAUGUACCAGGCACAGAGCUCUGGACAUCCUCCUCCUUUGCCUCCAGCAGACUACUUUGGAGGAAGCAUGACAUACAGCACUGGAUUUGGACAAAUGUCGUGGAGAGGAUCGACAGCUGAAUUGUGAACAUCUUCUGUUGCCUUCAUGAAAAUUCAGAUCAGAUCGCUUGGUUAAUUACUGUUGAAGAUUUCUGCACGCAACGUCAUUUGUUAAAGGAGCAUUUUAAUGUUGCCUGAUAUUCCCUUCGAAUGAUUAAAUGAAAAUUUUUGUUAUUUGUCUGUCUUACGAAGAGAUAAAAACACAAUAUCAACAUUAAUUUGUUGUCGACUACACAUUUUCCAUAUUAUGACUGAGAAAUUUAUUUAUCAUUAGAUAUAAAAAACAUUAGGGAUGCAAGGCAUAUCAUAACUAUGUACUUGGAGUCAGUAUGGCCAAUUUUUUUGCAAUGGUCAUCUGAAUGCAUAUAUCGGCUCCCGUUCCAGACUGUAAAAUACCAUUUUGAGAGUUUUUUCAUUGUAUUUCUACAAUGAUUGAUAUUUCUGUAGGCAGCUUUGAAAAAUGUUUUACAUUUUUAAGUGUGUGUGUGUGCAUAUAUAUAUAUACACACACACAUAAUGAUAUUUUAAACAAUAAUGCUUACAUAUAUAUAUAAAUAUUAAGUAUAUAUGUGACAUGUCAAUUUUAUAACUAGAAUCGAAAUACUAAAUUGAACUACAUGAUUUGGAACUGAAAAUAUAUAUUAAUAAAAUAUAAGGUAAAUUUAAUGUAUACUUUAUAAAGAUAUAUUUUAAUCUCAUCCAUAAAAGAAGAAUUUCCUGGGGAAAUUCUUCUUCCAUUUCAUAUAUUUUAAAUAUAACUAUAGCUUAUUCAAAUUAGAAUUCAAAAUCAUUUAGUAAAAAGAUAAAUUUAUAUCAUAAUUCUCCUGUUAUUUCAUAUUACAUUAUAAAUUAUUUUAUCAUUGUUUAAUUACUUUUUGUAAAUUCAUUUGUAAUUUUUAAAUUUAACUCAUAAUAUUUAUUAAUGAUGGACAAAGC